This is a messenger RNA of Sinocyclocheilus rhinocerous, 1103 nucleotides long. RefSeq names its product cathepsin L1-like. The record is from RefSeq and is a predicted model, not a curated record. The coding region runs from base 219 to 1103 and encodes 294 amino acids. NCBI's taxonomy places the organism in Eukaryota, Metazoa, Chordata, Actinopteri, Cypriniformes, Cyprinidae. The transcript is spliced from 8 exons. Gene Ontology annotation, molecular function: cysteine-type peptidase activity. Gene Ontology annotation, biological process: proteolysis.
GGGUGGGGUGGGCGGACACUCGUCAUAAGGCCAUACAGACGCCCGUGACUGAGAGAAAACUCUCAUAAACAGUUAUUCGGAUGACAUAGUACGUAUAGCAAGUCCUAACAGUAUGGACACACCUUCAGCAUGAUGGUAUAUAACGCAGAAGACAUGCUUCAGUUUCAUCCGCACGGCACUCCAAACACUCACACUUCCUGCAGAGCCUCUGCAGCAACAUGUUCGGGAUAUAUCAAGCGCACUGGGUGGUGCUGUCGGGUAGAGCGGCAGUGUUUGCUCUCCUGAUGUGGGGACCUCUGCAGGUGGCAGCAGAUUCAGAAGAGGAGGCCGCUUCAGAGUGGGGCAUGUGGAAAAAUCUCCAUGGAAUAUCCUAUGAUGAUGAGAGUGAUGACCUUCAGAGACAAAUCAUCUGGGAGACCAACAUGCAAAUGAUUGAGAAAAACAACGACAAUUUCCGCUUCGGAUUGUCGACAUUUAGCAUGGCAAUGAACAAAUAUGGUGAUCUCACCAAGAUGGAGUAUAAACGCUUGCUGGGCGCCACAAUUAAUGCCCCGAUAAACAGGAGAGGAAAGACUGUAUCCGCGCAAACGCUCCGUGCCAAUGCUAACAGACUGGGAUUGACCAAUGUGGACUAUCGAGCACAAGGAUAUGUGACUGAAAUCAAAGAUCAGGGAUACUGUGGGUCUUGCUGGGCCUUUAGCACUACAGGAGCCAUUGAAGGACAAAUGUUCAAGAAGACAGGACGGUUGGUGUCCCUCAGCGAGCAGCAGCUGGUGGACUGUUCCAGGUCUUACGGCACAUAUGGCUGCAGUGGUGCCUGGAUGGCGAAUGCCUAUGAUUAUGUGAUUCAUAGAGGGUUGGAGAGCUCUGACACUUACCCCUAUACGUCAGUGGAUACUCAGCCCUGUUUCUAUGACAGAAGUUUAGUUGCCGCCAGAAUCAGUGACUACAGGUUCAUCCCGGCCGGAGAUGAACAGGCUCUGGGUGAUGCCGUGGCAACCAUCGGUCCGAUCACUGUCGCCAUAGAUGCCGAUCAUCCAAGUUUCCUCUUCUACAGUUCAGUUGGGGAACAGGAUGGGGUGAAGGAGGCUACAUGCGAAUGA